Messenger RNA from Zophobas morio, 1788 nucleotides. RefSeq lists its product as uncharacterized. The coding region runs from base 56 to 1189 and encodes 377 amino acids. Lineage: Eukaryota; Metazoa; Arthropoda; Insecta; Coleoptera; Tenebrionidae. The transcript is spliced from 2 exons. The record is from RefSeq and is a predicted model, not a curated record.
AAAUUUAUUUCAAACAUCAGAAAUCACAUCACUCGUCACUCGAUAAGACGUCGACAUGUUUAACUACAAUAUUUUUCUGGUGGUGCUCUUCGUCGGCAGCGUGAAAUCCGGCUGCGAAUUCAAAGUUUCAACCGAUAGAGCUCCGUUUGUGUUUCGGGCAGAUUUUAGUAUUCCAGUAACUAACGAAAAUGGAACAGUUGAUUUUGAACAAAGCGAGUUUUUUUACGUGAAAUGUCGCGAAGGAACUUCGAGUUUUCUUCUCGCUGAAGACGGUGACUUGUGCAUAUGUGUGGAAUCCGACAAAUUUAUCAAUACCAGAACGACGGAUACUGUGGAGUUUGAUAGAAUUGCGUGUAAACCGAAAUCAUCGAUCACAUCACUGAGGAAGCUCAGCACGAAAUGCGCAAACGACUUCACUUUCUUUGAAAUAGGAGUACCGAUUUACGGACAGUUUGCCCCGGUGAUUACGGUGUGCUUCGAUGAACAAAAGCUAACACCGUUUUAUGCGAUUUUGACAAAUACGUCGGCGUCUAAAGAAGACGCUUCUAAGUCAUUCACUGUUGGCGAAAAUGUGUACAAUGUGAAUAUGGAUGCUAUUUACUAUAAUUCGUCCGAAAUAUUACUUCACCUUCUGGAUUACCAACGAAAUUUACAAUAUGCUGGUCAUUUAGCCAGAAGCGACUUUCCUGAUGUGAAACUUAAAAAAAUGCAAGAGGAUAUUGUCAACACGUUUCCCAUGGACGCAAGUACGUUGGGUUAUGAAAAACAAUGUGUUGAUCAUGAUUCUUUGCUGUCUUAUGUUGGCGUGUUGGAUGUCGCGUCUGUAAAAAAUUCUGCUGGAACAUUAGUUGAACUUUAUUUAUACGGCAACAAAGUACCCAUUCCACAAUGGUCUUGGUGUUUUUCCUAUAAAAACAACCCGAAAACCGACGGAAUGUUUUCUUUUAUAGAUAUUAUGCGCACUGAUAGUACUGCUGCCGAUUCGUGGUCGAAAAUCUGCCCCUCUACUAGCUUAACCCACAGUCAUGUGAGUGGUUUGAUGGAGGGAAGUUGUUCCGUAACUGGCAUUAUUCAUUCACAAUUAAAAAAUUUUGUAAAUAGUAUAUCAUACAGUGGCGGCUCCUCGGGGUGGGCAGGGUGGGCAAUGCCCACCCUAUUUGAUUGUUUACGAUACGAAGUAAAUUAUUGAUUUUUUCUUUUUUAAAUUAUUUUAUAUGUAUACACAAAUAAUUAUCGUCAUAAACAUCAUUUAAGCCAACGGAUUUUCUUCAUUACAUCCCGCAGAUUCCGCAACUGAGAAAUUGCAGUUGCAACAGAGUGCGUCAGAUCUCGGCGUUAUACGGUUCAUGUGAGGAUGGGCUAGUCCACCCUUGUCCACCCUCCUGAUUAUAAGCAACGACAUACAUUCGGUUUUCUAUGUACGUGAAACGUGAUUGAGAGUAAAGAAUUCGAAACGCACUUCUUUGCAUAUCCGUGUUUUCUUGCUUCAAGCGGGGCAGGACGCCCGGGCGUCAACGUAUAUCCCAAACGCUGCAGAAUCGGAUCUCAGAUAUUCGAUUCAAGGAUUCAAUAAAUUAAUUUCGAUUUUUUUACUUCUUUUGUAUUGUAAAAGUAUAGAGGUAAUUGUUUUUAUUACUCUAUUGAAAUAUGGGUAAGGUGGUAAGGAAAAUAAUGUUAUGCGAAAAUUCUUAAAUAAUAUUCUUAUAGAACAGAGCAACACCAUAUCAAUUAAUAAAUACUUUUUCAUAUCAAAUGAAAAUUUGUAAUAACCAUAUUCUUGUAUUAUAA